CUUAAAGGGAUGUUUUCUGUUCGGGUGAUUUUUAUUUAUCGAAAGAAAACAAAAAUUUAUAGAUAAAAAAGAAAAAACUGAUAAAAAGCAGUUGUUUUGCAGUUAAUCUGUGGCACGAUGAAUUAUUUCGAAACUGUUCUUAAGCAAAACAAGAUUUUUAGAGGAUUUUGUUCACUGAAUAAACAAAAGGAACAACAGAUACACGAACACAUCAAGGCGCGCUGUGUUGUGUGGUUUUAGCUCAAUCUGGCAACCCAGGACGUGACUGCACCGUGAUUGGUUAUGGCUUCUCUUGGCCAUAGUAAACAAAUCCACAGGGCGCAUGCGCAGUGCUGAUUCGAUGGAGGUGACGGGUUUCGGCUUUUUACCGUCCGGUGUUGAGUGAAGUGUCUGAACAUCGUUAAAGCCCCACAGGGGAUUUUCCCCCCGUCUUGUUCGAUAUUAUCGGAUCCGAUCUACUGGAGCGAGGAUGGCGUCCGACUCGCAAUCUUCCUCCUCUAAGGGGAUCAUGACGUUUUACCCGACGAUGGAGGAGUUUAAAAACUUCAACCGCUACGUCGCUUACAUAGAGUCUCAGGGAGCGCAUAGAGCCGGCCUGGCAAAGAUUGUCCCUCCGAAGGAGUGGAAGCCCCGCCACUCGUACGACGACAUCGACGACUUGUUGAUCCCGGCGCCGAUCCAGCAGGUGGUGACUGGGCAGUCGGGUCUGUUUACACAGUACAACAUCCAGAAAAAGCCCAUGACCGUCAAGGAGUUCCGCAAAACGGCCAACAGCGACAAGUUCUGCAGCCCUCGAUAUGAUGACUUCGAAGAGCUGGAGAGGAAGUACUGGAAAAACCUCACCUUCAACCCUCCGAUCUACGGAGCUGACGUGAACGGGACGCUCUACGACCCCCACAUAGAUGAAUGGAACGUGGGCCGUCUGAACACCAUCCUGGACACGGUGGAGCACGAGAGCGGUAUCACCAUCGAGGGGGUGAACACACCAUACUUGUACUUCGGCAUGUGGAAGACCACGUUCGCCUGGCACACGGAGGACAUGGACCUCUACAGCAUUAAUUACCUGCACUUCGGGGAACCAAAAUCAUGGUAUACUGUGCCUCCGGAGCACGGGAAGAGACUGGAGCGUCUAGCUAAAGGAUUUUUUCCUGGUAGUUCUCAAAACUGCGAAGCUUUUCUUAGACACAAGAUGACCCUGAUCUCUCCUUCUAUUUUGAAGAAAUAUGGCAUCCCUUUUGAAAAGAUCACUCAGGAAGCUGGAGAGUUCAUGAUAACGUUCCCGUAUGGCUACCAUGCUGGUUUUAAUCACGGCUUUAACUGUGCGGAGUCGACCAACUUUGCCACGCAGCGAUGGAUUGAUUACGGAAAGCAGGCCAUUCUGUGCUCGUGUCGGAAGGACAUGGUGAAGAUCUCCAUGGACGUGUUUGUGAGGAAGUUCCAGCCGGAGCGAUACGAGUUGUGGCUGUCGGGGAAGGACAACGUUCCCAUCGAUCACACCAAGCCUACGCCAGAGGCGGUGGAAUUCAUGGGAGUCAAGAAAGGAAACUUCGGCCAACGAGAGCCUUGUACGCAGAACCAGAGCAACGAAUCAUCUAAAAAAGGUGUGGCAAAGCAGAGAAUCGGUACUAAAAGGCACCGUGUGUGUUUGGAGGUACCGGAUGAUGUUUUACCAAAGAGCGAUGCAACUCACGACGACUCCGAGUACGGGAAGAAGGGACGCCUCUCUCCACGGACUGAGCCGAGCCGGAACGGUACCGACUGCAUCAGCGAGUCGCGUGUGAAACUUCCUCCAGGCACUAGGACGUGGCUGAAGCUCGGAGAUCCUUACGAAAGCGCGACCUGUGUUAAGUCUGAGGCCGAGGUUAGAACGGCUUGUCCUCAGGGCCCUAAGAAAAGUCACCUGUCUAUCGCCACUGUCCCCAUGGCUUCUCACUGCCUCUCUGCCCUUCCCUGGACCUCCAGCAAGCCCGGGGUGGCCAGCCUGCUCUUCCACCGGACCCUGAGCUCUUCUGAUGCCCUGCAGGUCCACACUUACGCCGCUAAAGCUACGCUCUGUAAACCUCAACCUCCCAGGGUCCAGGACUUUAAGUCUGAGUCUGACUCAGAAGCCUCACCUGAGUCAGAAGCCUCACCUGAGCUGAAGCACAGCGCAGACACUCCAGAGCACAGCGCAGACACACACGAGCCGUUUUGUUCGCUGCAAGAGGAAACGGAAGAUGAGAAGGAGAACGAGAACUUGAUGAGGAAGCUGCAACCCCUCAGCAACCUGCCUCAGUUCCACCCGCUGCUCAGAGAGAGCUUCAGCGACGAAGAGCUGCAGGACCAGGUGGACAUAGAUGUGGACUCUCAGGAAUCGGACCCCUGGGCCCAACUACUCGUGCCCCUCUUGCAGAAACGGGUUCUGCGCAGCUUUAAAUUAGAGCGGGAGUUUAACCGGCGUCUGGGUCUCCUGCCUCCCUACUGCGCAGUGUGCAGCCUCUUCCACACGUACCAACAGAGCGAGCUGAGAACUCUGAUUCAGGGAACCUCCGUCUCCAGCGGAGAGGUGAAGCUCAGGACGAAGCCUCUCAUCCCAGAGAUGUGCUUCACGGCCAGUUCAGACGGACAGCUGUCCACGCCGAACCUGGACGAGGACGGAACCAGUCCUCUAGUCAGCUGCUCGGUGUGCUGUGUGCGCGUACAUGCCAGUUGCUAUGGAGUUCCUCGAGACGGCGCUCUGGACGGAUGGAGAUGCUCACGCUGCGAGGAGAACGCUUUUACUCAGGACUGUUGUUUGUGCUCUUUAAGAGGAGGAGCUCUGCAGAGAGCCAACAACGACAAGUGGGUUCAUGUAUAUUGUGCAGUAGCAGUUUUAGAAGCCAGAUUUGUGAACAUCGCAGAGCGCAGACCAGUUGACCUCAGCGGUAUUCCACUACAGAGAUUUAAACUGAAGUGUCAGUACUGUCGAAAGCGGAUGAAGAGGGUGGCCGGUUGCUGUGUUCAGUGUUCUCAUGGCCGCUGCUCGUCCUCCUUUCACCCCACGUGCGCUCAGGCGGCCGGCGUUCACAUGCACCCCGACGACUGGCCCUUUGUGGUCUUCUACACCUGCUGGAGACACAAAGGUGGCAUGAACAUCGAGCGUAACAAGGCGUCUCUGCGGGAGCUGAUGAAGGGACAGAAAGUCCUCUGCAAGCACAAAAACGGCCGUUACUACCAGUGUGAGGUGAAGGAGCUCACCAAAGCCACGUUCUACGAGGUCGUCUUCGAUGAUGGCUCGUUCAGCGACAAUCUUUUCCCAGAGGACAUAGUGAACAGAGACUGCGUGCGACUCGGGCCUCCAGCAGAGGGCGACGCGGUGCAGGUGCGCUGGACGGAUGGCUUGAUCUACGGUGCCAAGUUCGUAGCAGCGCAUAUCAUCCCCAUGUAUCAGUUGGAGUUUGAGGACGAGUCUCAGCUGACAGUGAAGCGGGAGGAAGUGUACUGUAUGGACGAGGAGCUUCCCAAACGUGUAAAGGCACGACUGUCCGUGGCGUCGGACAUGCGCUUUAAAGGAGUCUUUGUGGAGAAGGAAGUCAAACAGGACUCGAAAAGACAGCGCUUCAUCAACUCGCGCUAUAGAGAAGACUACAUCGAGCCGACCGUCUACAGAGCCAUCAUGGAGUGACGUUACGCCUUUCGCCCAAGACGCUUCAGACUCGGGGACACAAUCAGACCCUAGAGGUGUUUUAAACACAGCCGUUUUGUUCUGGUGACGUGGAAGAGCGUUUGUGCGGAUUGAUUUUUUUUUGUUGUUGUUUAUUGUUUUGUUUUUUGUUUUUUUUUACACCCCGCAUCUCUGUCCGAACUGCUUAGUCGUCUCUUUCCGCCAUUUUUCCACUGACACAGUGCUGCUGCAGUUCAGUCCUGUGUAUGAGCUCUUCACCAAUCGCCUUCUACUUAUGCCUUCAUUUUUGUGACGUUUCAGCUUCGUUUUCCUAAUUAUAUGCAAAUUAGA
Tachysurus fulvidraco (yellow catfish) is the source of this 3973-nucleotide messenger RNA. RefSeq names its product lysine (K)-specific demethylase 4A, genome duplicate b (gene kdm4ab). Gene Ontology annotation, cellular component: nucleus. Gene Ontology annotation, molecular function: histone H3K36 demethylase activity; histone H3K9 demethylase activity. Bases 470 to 3643 code for a protein of 1057 amino acids. Gene Ontology annotation, biological process: chromatin remodeling. Lineage: Eukaryota; Metazoa; Chordata; Actinopteri; Siluriformes; Bagridae. The transcript has 22 exons. The record is from RefSeq and is a predicted model, not a curated record.